This is a messenger RNA of Peronospora farinosa, 906 nucleotides long. The record is from the annotation of a GenBank genome assembly. Lineage: Eukaryota; Oomycota; Peronosporomycetes; Peronosporales; Peronosporaceae.
AUGGCCAAGUCGACGAACACUUUUGCACACCUUUUACCUCCAUCUUGGACGAAACACGUUCAAUUCUGGCUAGAAGAUGACAUUCCAUCCUUUGACGUUGGUGGCUUUGUAGUUGGCGAAGACCAAGAGACAGCAUUGCUGCUAGGCAAAUCCAACGGUGUCUUAGCUGGUGUUCCUUUCUUUACUGAAGUCUUUCGGUCACUUGGUUGUCACGUUGAGUGGUUGCUCGAAGAGGGUGACGAGAUCCAGCUUAGCAACGUCCCUGGAGGUAAAGUGCCUGUCGCCAAAGUCACGGGCAAAUGCCGUCAGCUGCUGCUGGGUGAACGCACGGCUCUUAAUAUCUUGACACGUGCCAGUGGCGUGGCUACGCAGGCUCGACGCUCUGUAGAGCAGGCACGAGCUCUAGGCUGGAUGGGCCACGUAGCCGGCACUCGCAAGACGACACCGGGCUUUCGACUUGUAGAAAAGUACGCACUGCUGGUUGCUGGUGCUUCAACGCAUCGCCACGACUUGUCGCAGAUGGUCAUGCUGAAGGACAAUCAUGUGUGGGCUGCUGGCAGCAUUACCAAGGCCGUACACAAAGCCAAACUGGCUGCCGGCUUCUCGAUGAAGAUUGAAGUCGAGUGCCGUCGUAUCGAGGAAGCACAAGAGGCCGCUAUAGCUGGAGCAGAUAUUGUCAUGCUGGACAACUUUGAGCCUGAGCAACUCAAGAUCACAGCUGCUCAGCUCAAGAAAGAGUUCGCACACGUGCUGGUUGAAGCCAGCGGAGGUAUCACGCCUGCGACGCUCAGUCAGUACAUCUCACCCGAUGUGGAUAUCGUGAGUCAGGGGAAGCUCACGCAAGGCUACCCGUGCCUGGACUUUUCGCUCAAAAUCCAAAAGUCGGACGGUGUCUUGGAGCAAUAA